CUUUUAUUUUGAAAAUCCUCCGAAUUCCCCCUCCCUCUACUUCCGUGUUUGCGUCGGUCCUGCGUGUCGCGGACUUUAGCUGCAGAUUCGUCUCCUGGCCUGUGGUAUAAAAAAAAGAUAAAUAAUCAUGUCUCUGGAGGUGGAAUCCGCGGACGUGAUUCGUCUGAUCAUGCAGUACCUGAAGGAGAACAACCUGCACCGGACGCUGGUCACCCUGCAGGAGGAGACCACCGUGUCCCUGAACACCGUGGACAGCAUCGAGAGCUUCGUGGCCGACAUCAACAGCGGCCACUGGGACACGGUGCUGCAGGCCAUCCAGUCUCUCAAGCUGCCGGACAAGACCCUGGUAGAUCUGUACGAACAGGUUGUGUUGGAGCUGAUAGAGCUGAGAGAGCUGGGCGCUGCUCGUUCGCUCCUCCGACAGACGGACCCCAUGAUCAUGCUGAAACAAACCCAGCCAGAGAGAUAUAUCCACCUGGAGAACCUGCUGGCUCGCUCCUACUUCGACCCCAGAGAGGCGUAUCCAGACGGCAGCAGUAAGGAGAAGCGCCGGGCAGCCAUCGCCCACGCCCUGGCUGGGGAGGUCAGCGUGGUGCCCCCCUCUCGUCUCAUGGCUCUGCUGGGACAGUCACUGAAGUGGCAGCAGCAUCAGGGUCUCCUGCCUCCUGGUAUGACCAUCGACUUGUUCAGGGGCAAAGCUGCGGUGAAGGACGUGGAGGAGGAGCGUUUCCCCACGCAGCUCAGCAGACACAUCAAGUUCGGACAGAAGUCUCAUGUGGAGUGUUCCCGCUUCUCCCCUGACGGUCAGUACCUGGUCACCGGCUCCGUGGACGGCUUCAUCGAGGUCUGGAACUUCACCACGGGCAAAAUCCGAAAGGAUCUGAAGUACCAGGCUCAGGACAAUUUCAUGAUGAUGGACGAUGCCGUGUUGUGUAUGGGCUUCAGUCGGGACACGGAGAUGUUGGCCACCGGAGCCCAGGACGGAAAGAUCAAGGUGUGGAAGAUCCAGAGCGGUCAGUGUCUGAGGAGAUUCGAACGUGCCCACAGUAAAGGUGUGACGUGCGUCAGCUUCUGUAAAGACAGCAGCCAGCUCCUCAGUGCCUCCUUCGACCAGACCAUCAGAAUCCACGGACUGAAGUCGGGCAAGACUCUGAAGGAGUUCCGAGGUCACUCGUCCUUCGUCAACGAGGCCACGUUCACUCCCGACGGCCACCACAUCAUCAGCGCCUCCUCUGACGGUACAGUGAAGGUGUGGAACAUGAAAACCACCGAGUGCUCGAACACCUUCAAACCUCUGGGCACGUCGGCCGGCACCGACAUCACGGUCAACAACGUCAUCCUGCUGCCCAAGAACCCCGAGCACUUUGUCGUGUGCAACCGCUCCAACACGGUGGUCAUCAUGAACAUGCAGGGACAGAUCGUGAGGAGCUUCAGCUCCGGUAAGAGGGAAGGCGGCGACUUCGUGUGCUGCACGCUGUCGCCCCGCGGCGAGUGGAUCUACUGCGUGGGCGAGGACUUUGUGCUCUACUGCUUCAGCACAGUCACCGGAAAACUGGAGAGAACACUGACGGUGCACGAGAAGGACGUGAUCGGCAUCGGCCACCACCCGCACCAGAACCUCAUCGGCACCUACAGCGAGGACGGCCUGCUGAAGCUCUGGAAGCCUUGACGUGUCGGG
Messenger RNA from Scophthalmus maximus (turbot), 1678 nucleotides. RefSeq names its product SMU1 DNA replication regulator and spliceosomal factor a (gene smu1a). NCBI's taxonomy places the organism in Eukaryota, Metazoa, Chordata, Actinopteri, Pleuronectiformes, Scophthalmidae. The coding region runs from base 128 to 1669 and encodes 513 amino acids. Gene Ontology annotation, molecular function: protein binding. Gene Ontology annotation, biological process: mRNA splicing, via spliceosome. The transcript is spliced from 12 exons. Gene Ontology annotation, cellular component: precatalytic spliceosome. The record is from RefSeq and is a predicted model, not a curated record.